Messenger RNA from Triticum turgidum subsp. durum (durum wheat), 1293 nucleotides. The record is from the annotation of a GenBank genome assembly. Lineage: Eukaryota; Viridiplantae; Streptophyta; Magnoliopsida; Poales; Poaceae.
AUGGCCGCCAUCAACAUCAAGCUCGCCGUGGACAGAUCCUGCAACCGUGUGUUGUUCGCCGACGCCGGCUCCGACUUUGUUGACGUACUCCUCUCCUUCCUCACUCUGCCGCUCUCCGCCCUCCAGUGCUGCGCCUCAGGAGCGCCAUCGCCGGGUUGCCUCUCCAACCUCUGCGACAGCGUCGAGCGCCUCAGUAACAGUAGGCUGCUGAAGGUUGAGGCCUGCCAUGGCAUGCUUCUCACGCCUGCUCACACCGAUGAGUUCCGGUGGUGCAAGUCCACUCACAUCCCUCCCGGAGGGGCCAGGCUCGGCUCGUCAUCUCACAGUUCCUGCAAGUGUUGGCUAAUCAUGGCUAGAGUUUUGCAUGUCUUCGAGCAAGUGGGCAGGAUAGGCACGAGUACAGACUUUGUAGAUGACAAACAACGGUUUGUGAUCAGUGAUGACAUGAGAAUCAAGCCAGCAUCCACCAGCAGCAUGCAGUCCCUGCCGCAGGCGUUUGGUUCUGAUGGGACCGUCCAUAACUUUGAGGUGGUUGAACAGUUGGUUGGGUGGGAGCAGGUUUUGUCCAUGCUGAAGGCCUCUCCUUCAAAAAAUACAGUACUCACUGAUGCAUUUCUUGCAAAUGGAACCGAUGAUAUGGCUGCCCGUGCUACCGUGAAAGUGAAGCCGAGUAUCAAUCACAAAAUUCUACCGUCCGAUCAGGAUGCUGCAGGUCUCUUUUCACAAGAAAGUAAGAUCAAGGUCUUCUUCGACACCCGUGAGAAGAAGGUCAUGUAUGCGGAAUGCAACCAUGAGUUCAUCGACCUGCUCCUUGGAUUCUUGACUUACCCUAUCAGCUGUGUGAUCAAAACCACGGGGCCUGGCGCUUGCCAUCUUGGAAGGUGGUCCGACAAUCUCUAUGGAAGCGUCACCGAUCUCCUCAAUGCUAAGUGCUUCACGAGAUGCCUCGCCCCUAUGAUGUUACUGGAUCCAAGCGCUAUGCCGUUUAUCGCUUUGAGCAACAUGACGUGCCAUGCGGCCCUUAACUGCGGCUGCCCCAAGGAUGAUAUAUUACCGUACUGCUUCCGUCGUGAGCUUGUUGAGAGCGGGAGGUAUGUAGUGGAUGAUGAUCUACUUGUACAUCAGGGCUCUGCCAUGUCUGUGAUGAAGCAUUGGUGUGGGAGAAACAAGGUUAUGGUACUGGAAAUGGACAUUACCAUCGGGAAGCCGGAGGCCCUUGCGCUGCUGAGAGCGAUGCUUACCUCGAAGGCGGUGCUCACCGCACAAAGUUCCUUUGUAGCUCGUCCUACGUAG